Culex quinquefasciatus (southern house mosquito) is the source of this 2784-nucleotide messenger RNA. RefSeq lists its product as uncharacterized. Gene Ontology annotation, molecular function: zinc ion binding. Lineage: Eukaryota; Metazoa; Arthropoda; Insecta; Diptera; Culicidae. Gene Ontology annotation, cellular component: nucleus. The record is from RefSeq and is a predicted model, not a curated record.
UUGUGACAGUUAUGCGAGCUCGUAAAUAAUGUAGUAAAACUUUCAUUUUCGACGAUUUCCAACAUAAUUUCGACUCAUAGUGAAUCAAAUAAUGGAUUUUCCGAUGGCAAACGCUGCGCCAAUGGCCACAACCCUGGAGGAUUUCCGAACCACUUGCCGGUUGUGCUUUCUCCGCGGCCAACAGUUGGAGGAUUCGCUCGCGGUUGACCUGCUAGCGAGCAAAAUUGAGCACUGCCUCGGAAUUACGAUUACACAAGACGACUUCCCAGCGACCCUAGUCUGCUCGCGAUGCGUAACUCUGCUGAACCACUUCCACCACUUCAAGCAGCUCUGCCUGGGCUACGAACGCACCUUCCGGGACAUCGUCCGGAAGCAGCGGGAGGUCGUUCCGACGUCGUACCCACCAAUGGUGGUUAUCAAACCGGAACCGCCCGAUCACGCGCCCAUUGAGUUGGAACCGCUCGACGUGAAGCAGGAAACGACUUUUGACGACGAAGCGCUCCCGUCGACCUCAAGCUACGUUCCCGCCUUGAGACCGGUCAAAGUUGAAAAUCUGCAGGAGAAUGGUGCGGUUGCGCGCCAACCAGGGAAGCGAUCACGGAACCUGAACGACGCGUCCGCGUCGGAGAUCCCCUCGGAACCGCUGCGCAUGGUUUACGACGGCCAUCGGUACACGCUGGUGGAGUUCUUCCCGGAUGGGACGUGCUUCUGGCGGUGCUGGGGCUACACCUGCAAGAAGUUGCUGCAUGUGAGUCCCGAGGGGCGGAUUUACACGCGGAAGGACAGCGUCGAGCACUCGCAUCCGGCCUGCAUCGCGAGGGUUAGUGAGGUUGCGGUUGAGGGUCGGCGGGAGUUGUUUGCGGUUUUUGACGAUGUUCACGCUUGUACGAUGAUGGUGUUUAGGAACGCGCUGUGGGGGGUGGUUCCGGGGGAUGGUUGCUUCAUCGCGACCUGUCGGGAGAUUGUGGCAGCGGAAAGGAGGACGUGCGGGGCGAAGAUCCGGAUUCAGGUGGGGUACGCGAGCUUUGAGUUUGUAACGGCGAAGUGUGCAGGACACGGGAUGGAGUUGCAAUACUUGAUCCGGAGGACGGCGGAGCCGUUGGAGGGGGACGUGAUCGUGUGGGACGAGUUCCGGCGGAAGUAUCCGUUCUACCUGUCGGAUGGAAGCAUUUUGAACGAGAGCCGCUACUUGCACAUGUACGUCGGAGGAUUUCGCUACACGAAUCAGAGUUUGCUGUGGACUGGCGGGUCGUUGCUGCGGUGCGCGCAGCAAAAGUGUCCGGCGAAGGGCCGGUUGAUGACCAGCGGACUGUUUGUGGCGCCGACCCAUCCGCACGAGGUGGCGGAACAUCUGCAGGGGACAAUCUGGAGCGUGAAGCGCCAACAGCAGGAUCGAUUCUUCGUUCAUAUCACGCAGAAAAAGACGAUGGCCACGCUGCACUACAACACGUACAGCUAUGCCCUGCGGGACGAACGCCGGAACGUGUGGUGCUGCUACCCGGACAGCUGCAACGCGUCCUUACGAAUCGAGGGAGAUUUCGAACGGAUCGUGGAAGAGAUCGAGCAUACUCACGACGGAACGCUGACCGUGAUCCGGGACGAUGAAACUCCUGAGAGUGAGUUGGUCUUGUCACCGGCAAAGGGCAACCGGAAGCGACCUCGAGACGCGUCCGCGUCUACCGUGGAAGAAGUACGAGCUCCCUGCGAGCUCGACGCCUCAACAAGUUCCCCCAAACUUGCCACAAUCCUCCAACUCUUAGUCAAGAAAACGGCCAAACAGCUUGAAUACACAGCCCCAAGAACAAACCCUCUCCUGCACCACUUCAACGGCCACACGUACAACAAACUAAUCAUCCAACCAAACGGCACCACCAAACUCGAGUGCAACAAGUUCCGCUGCCCCGGCCGAACCGUCCUCAACACCACCAACCAAACCGUCCUCUCCGCCACGGAACAUUCCCACCCGAAAACCUUCACCACCUACGGAACCAUCCAGGACGUGGCCACCGGCACCAAUCUUCUCUACAUCUUCAUCAACGGAACCCAAAGAAGAAUCACCUACUUCGUGUGCAACGGCUUCCGCUACAACUGCCUCGCCAAGGGCUCAGUUCGCGAAGCCAACUCCGAGUGGGUCUGUGCCAAGUGCACCGUCCGCAUCAUGCUCAGCGACGGCUUCUCAACGAUCGAGCAAAGCUCGACUCACAAUCACGAACCCACCGACCUGAUCAUCCCAUCCUCCUCCGAAGGAGAAGGAGAACCCUCCGAAGCAACCCCAAGCUUCGACGAGGUGAUCUGGGGCGACCACCGGUACACCUCCGCAAUCCACAUGCGCCGCCAGAACCGCAUCAAGUGGCAGUGCUGCCAGCGGAAGGAAUGUCGCGGCGCCAUCUUCCAGUGCACGGACGGAACGUUCGAGGUGGUAACGCCGCACGAUCACGAGGGUCCCGUGCAGUGCUUGGGGGAGGCACGGUUCGAUCGGGACCAGAAGGUGGCGGAUCGGUACGCGAUCUUGAAGGCGGGCGAACGGCCCAAGUGUCGGACGUUGAUCUUCCGAAGUCAGAAGUAUCUCGAGGGAAGCGGGAAUGAGUGGGUUUGUGUGAGGAAGUUGUGCAGUGGGAAGCUGGUGGCGAGCGCGGACUUUGGGAUGUUGCAAUUGGUGGAGGGGCACUGCCAUCAGCCGAUGAAUACCGCGAUUAGGUUCCACGACGAAAGUUAGAUUGUAAGUGGAGUAAGGAAUCCAGUGUUACCAUUAAGUAGUUUACUUUACUUUUACUGCUCGUACAA